Messenger RNA from Saccostrea cuccullata (small rock oyster), 2582 nucleotides. RefSeq lists its product as uncharacterized. Lineage: Eukaryota; Metazoa; Mollusca; Bivalvia; Ostreida; Ostreidae. The record is from RefSeq and is a predicted model, not a curated record. The transcript has 3 exons. The coding region runs from base 591 to 2447 and encodes 618 amino acids. Gene Ontology annotation, molecular function: protein binding.
AACAGUAAAUACUCGGGGAAUAAGCGCGGACUUCAGUAAUCAGAUCAUGCGCUAUACCGGACCCAUUCAUUGUUUCCAAAUAAUAGAUUACAGAAAUUUUAAACUAUUCAGUGCUAAAAGGGGCGUUUAAAUGGCUUUGUCUUAUUGCAAAAGCUGUUUCAAUACAAUAGCAGCGGUUUGUUUAUUUUAUUUUGGAAUUUAUUUGAAAUUCUUGUAUUGUGUGUUUGCAGAGGAGAACAUUAAAAAAUAACAAUUUAUCAGAGAGGAUGGUAUUGAACUAAUAUGAUACAUAGAGAGUGUUUAAUGGAAACUUUCAAAUUCGAUUAAUUUAUCAUUUCAAGACUUCACCAGGUUACUAAAUUCGUCACAUACACUGCAGUGUAGACCUCAAUGAAUGUGAUUAAGAAUUCCACUUAAACUUCGAUCUUGGAAUAGGAUGGACACGAGUUAAUUUGCAAUUUUGAGACAGCUAAAAUUUUAUCAUGGAAUUGUGAACGCAUGGAUUCAAUUUUAGUCUAUAGUCAAGUGUCUUUAGUUUGCACAGUGUGAAGUUUAAGAGCGAUUUUAAAGUGAUAUACAUUAUAUCAGCAAUGGCUUUUCUGUGUCCAAGUCGAGUUGGUCGAGGCACUAAAGAGAAGAAAAGGAAAGUGGCAUCGUCCCCAAUAUUCGGUAGAAUUACGGGGAGCGACAGUGUGGAUACCCUUGUCCGAGUCGGUUUGGAGAAACAGCACGGACUACCUCCCAAUGCCAAAAUGGUGGUCCUGCAGGAUUUUACGCCACAGGCUGAGAGAGAGAUGGAGGUCAAACGAGGACAAGAAGUAUUCCAGCUUUAUAAAGACAAAGACUGGUCCUAUGUCAUCACAGUGGAUGGACGGGAAGGGUUCAUCCCGGAAUCGUAUUGUUUGGGAGUAUCCAACUCACCUAGCAUACAGUCCAAACCUAAAAGCAAAGACUUGCCGUGGAAUUCCGGCGAAUACAAAUCUUUUGAUUCUUUCGACUCGGAUUCUUUCUUUUCAUGUACAGAUGAUUAUGUAAAUGACAUUGCAGAAAAUGCGCAAAACUCUGCUGCUCUUAACCCAUUAAAUGUAGUAGACUACCAGAAUGUCACCGUAACACCAGAAGUAAGGCCAUUCCGGAAGACCUCUCAUGGACACUUCAUUGUGCUGUUUGACUUCACGGCUCUCGAUGAGAACGAUGUAUCCGUGGAACGGGCCGAACUUCUCGAUGUUCUGAACAUAGAAGAUCCAGACUGGUCCUGGGUCCGUAGAGGGAACGGGGAAGAAGGAUUUGUACCCAAGUCCUACAUAUGUCCAGUGGAACCACUCAAAGCUCAAGAAAAAAUGCUGGCACUUCAGAAUAAACAGAAGCGAACAAGCACUCCGACAAUACGUCAACCACUCCUUUCUAAUCUUUCGCCAAGACGGUAUUCCCAGUCAAGCGAACCUCCAGCCCUACCUCAACGAAAUCCCCUACGAACUGCGGUGUUAAGAAGCCGUUACAACGAACUCGACCAAGAGUCAAAUUACUCGGACACACAGAAAGAACAACAUCGGUCAAACUCAGCAAACAAACAGAAUGCCGACAAAUUUUCGGUUUUAAGGUCCCCAUUGGCAACAUCAUCCGGGGUCAAAAGGUCCAGCUCCCCUUCAAGAGUUUCUAGAAAUUCAGAAACAAUUUAUCAAGGGGAUGAUUCCACUCAUUCACCACCUUUGAUUGUGUAUGACAGACCCUAUUCUCAAAGAGUAACAAAUCGAAUACCCUCUCCAAAUUCACUUCCUGUCUACUCAGAAACAGCCAACCAGAACACGCGACAGCGUGCGCGGUCUGCUUCACCAGCUACCUCUGUUGGUUACGAGAAUGAGCGUUCAAAAUCAGCUUAUGGUACCAGCGUUUACGCCAAUUCCAGCACCAAUAUUACUAAAAAUACGUUACUUUCUUUAUCUGAUCAAAAUCUGUACAAGAGAAAUAAACAAAGUGAAGAGAGUGUCAAUAAAUACAAUUCAUACCAAAAUUUGUCAUCGGGAACUUACAGUGUAGCUAAGAAUGAACACCCUGGUAUGGACAUCAGCAAUUCACCAAAUGCAGCGAUAACUAACCAAUCGAAUUCCUUAGCACAUAUCAAUGACGCUAAUGCAGGAACAACUAACCAAUCCAAUCCCUUAGUACAUUACAGCAAUAUCCAAUUAGGGUCAUCACACGAUGAAAGAAACACGACUAAUGGGAACCUCCAAUCAUUCAGCAAGUCGGGCUCCGAACUCGUGAUGAUGUACAAUUAUAAUGAUGAGAACCGAGGAGGACUGAAUGUAAAACGGGGAGAACUUAUUUACGCUAACGGAGCAGAUCAGCAAGGAACAGAUUGGCUGUGGGUGUUCUACCCUCAAACGAAUCAGUAUGGCUAUGUGCCCAGGAAUUACGUGAAAUCAACACAAUUAAAGACUACUCUAUGAUCAUAAACAUUAAUUUUUUUGGAAUUUUUAUACAAUUUUAAGAUACGAGCAUCAUAAUAAAUGAUUUCACAGAGAGUUUUCUUGUAAUGAUGGCAUUGAUCUACAUGCACAUGGAUAAUGUUUUGUUGUUGCUGU